Lathyrus oleraceus (garden pea) is the source of this 447-nucleotide messenger RNA. RefSeq names its product secreted RxLR effector protein 161-like. The transcript has a single exon. The coding region runs from base 1 to 447 and encodes 148 amino acids. Lineage: Eukaryota; Viridiplantae; Streptophyta; Magnoliopsida; Fabales; Fabaceae. The record is from RefSeq and is a predicted model, not a curated record.
AUGGAAAGUUGUAAUCCGGCUUCGACGCCAAUGGAACCAGGAACAAAGUUGUCGAAAUUUGAUGGAGGAGAACGUGUCGAAGCAGGCAAAUAUCGAAGUUUGGUAGGAAGUCUUCGCUAUCUCACAUGCACAAGACCAGAUAUCUCAUUAAGUAUAGGCAUUGUAAGUCGAUUCAUGGAGGAGCCAGUUUACACACAUUGGAAAGCAUUGAAGCGAAUUCUGAUGUACAUCCAAGGAACAGUGUCACUUGGGAUGUUCUACUCGAAUUCAGACAAAUACAAGUUGGUUGGUUACUCUGACAGUGACUGGUGCGGAGACAUAAACGAUCGGAAAAGCACUUCUGGAUAUGUGUUCUUCAUGGGAAAUACUGUAUUCACUUGGCUUUCUAAAAAACAGCCAAUAGUAACACUUUCGACAUGUGAAGCAGAAUAUGUAGCAGCAUCCUGA